Messenger RNA from Annulohypoxylon maeteangense, 1422 nucleotides. RefSeq lists its product as uncharacterized. NCBI's taxonomy places the organism in Eukaryota, Fungi, Ascomycota, Sordariomycetes, Xylariales, Hypoxylaceae. Bases 172 to 1200 code for a protein of 342 amino acids. The transcript has 2 exons. The record is from RefSeq and is a predicted model, not a curated record.
AGCCGGUGCCGUCCUUACCAUCGGUUUUUCUUUCUUUCCUCACUCCCAUCAAGCUUCGGCCCAAGACAGUCAUUCGUUUGUGCUUUCCGGCAUCUUCACGCUCUCUUUUUGGAAUACUAUUAUUCCAGUCCACUCUUUAGUGUUUGCCGUUUCUGCGCUUCCCUAGAAAAAAUGCGUUUCUCAACCCACGGCUCCGCGGCCGUGGCCAUGGCGGCCUCGCUCGCCAGCGCCACCGCGCCGGUCUCCGAACGAGAUCUCCUUAACCUCGACCUUCCCAAGGACCUCAGCCAGCCCAUCUCUGCCAACGUCGACCUAGGCGUUGACCUGAGUGGCACAACUCUCGCUGCUGGUGUCUUGGCCAACGUGGCAGUCCCCCCUGUCCUGGGCGCCGCUGCUGAUGUAGAGGUUGCCAUUAUCUGUGACACCUGCUACACCAAGGGUAACAUCAACGCCAGCAUCAACCUCGAAAACGUCGUCCCGGCUCUCAGCCUGUCCUUGACUGACAUCGAGGCCAAGCUUGACUUGGACAUCGAGAUCGGUGCCGCCGCUGUCAUCGCAGUGAACCUGUUCACUCCCCCCGCCCCGAUCUCCCUUCCCCUUCCUGGUCUCAAGGUUGACGCCUUGAUCUCUCUGGAUCUCGUCAUCGGUGUCGAGACCGCCAUUGACCUGUCCGCCGGUAUUGACGUGAAGCUUGUUGACGAAGCCCAUAUCGAGACUGAUAUCUUGGCUGGAAAGAUCCUGGACGCUGCCUUCUCCGGCCUCUCCGUCCAGGUCUUGCCCGUGGAAGUCCGUAUUGGUUGCACCAAGCUAUUGGCUGACCUUCGUCUCCGCGUCGAGCUCGGCGUCGCUGCUGAGGUUGACGUUGAUGACAUCGUCCCCAUCCUCGACCUCCCCGAGAUCGGUGCUGGUCUCGAGGUUGCCGUCUUCGCCAACUUGCUCGAGUACGUCGGUUUCUUCUGCGCCACCCCGUCGUGCCCUCUUUCCAAGGAGUCGUACGGUCUCAACAUCGGUGCUGCCGUUGAGCUCGAUGUCGCUGUUGAGGAUCUCCUCUCGCUUCACCUUGCCCCGACUCUGUCCACCGCUCUCCUGAGCUACCCCACGACCACCCUUUGCGAGCACCCGUCGUACACUGCUUCGAUCCCGGCUAUCACUGCCAGCCUACCCUGCCGGUGGUGUUCCCUCCGCCAGCGUUCCUGCUAGCACCCCCAGCUCUCCUGCUGGCUCUGUUCCUAGCUACCCUGCUGGCGGCGUCCCCGUCGGUCCUACCGGUAGCUACCCCGUUGCCGGCACUACCGCCCCGGCCUACCCUACCGAGAUCCCCCCUUACCCGACUAGCACCCCUUGCACCACCCUGGCCACCCGCCAGCCCAGUGCUAGUGCCAGCUACCCCAGCACUCCCAGCUACCCUGCUGGUGAGACCCC